Messenger RNA from Naumovozyma castellii, 1665 nucleotides. RefSeq names its product methylisocitrate lyase ICL2 (gene ICL2). The record is from RefSeq and is a predicted model, not a curated record. The transcript has a single exon. Bases 1 to 1665 code for a protein of 554 amino acids. Lineage: Eukaryota; Fungi; Ascomycota; Saccharomycetes; Saccharomycetales; Saccharomycetaceae.
AUGCUAAUCAUUAAACGUUUCCAACACAAUUCCUCCUCUUCGGGAUACCCCAUGAGACGCUUUUUUGAAAAUGAGACUAGUGAAUUAAAGGCAUGGUGGGAUUCUCCUAGAUUUGCUAAUGUCAAAAGACCAUACCAACCAAUAGAUGUGAUUAAGCAUCGUGGAUCCAUGCCUUUAUCAGCAACGCACUACCCGUCGUCGUAUCAAGCAGGGAAACUAUUCAAACUACUUCAAGAAAAUUUCCAAAAUAAGACACCAUUGCAUACAUUAGGGGUGAUAGACCCAGUUCAAAUGACACAAUUAUCGCGUUGUGAGCAAUUGAAAGUUGUCUAUUUAUCUGGAUGGGCCUGCUCUUCAACUUUAGUGACUCCCUCUAAUGAAGUCUCCCCUGACUUUGGCGAUUAUCCGUACACUACUGUCCCUAACCAAGUAGAGAGAAUAUUCAAAGCUCAACAAUUACAUGAUAGAAAAGCUUUUCUAGAAUCUUUCGAAAGCAAAACUGAUAAAAUGGUUGACUAUUUGAAACCAAUCAUUGCCGAUGGUGAUAUGGGUGGAAGCCCCAAUAUGUGUAUGAAAUUGGCUAAGUUAUUUGCUGAAAAGGGAGCUGCUGCUAUACAUUUAGAAGAUCAAUUACUGGGCGGCAAAAGAUGUGGACAUUUAGGUGGUGCAGUCAUUGUCCCCACUGGCGACCAACUGAGUAGAUUGGUUGCAACUAGAUUUCAAUGGGAUAUUAUGGGAACUGAAAAUUUAAUUAUUGCUAGAACAGAUUCUUGUAAUGCUAAAUUAUUAAGCAGUUCCAGUGAUCCAAGGGAUCAUGAGUUCAUUAAGGGUGUGAUUGACCCCAACUUAACAGCAUGGAGCGAAGAACUUAUUGAUAUGGAAACUACAAAUACUGAGAGAUCCAUUAUACAGGAACGUGAAUUGAAAUGGUAUAAUAAUAAUCAAUUAAUGACGUUUGAUGAAGCUGUCGAGAUGAAGUUUAAUAAUGAAGAGUAUAAACAAUAUCUGACGACGAAGAAGCACAUGAUGGAUAAAGAAUUAAAAAGACCUUAUUUAAGCUUGAGUGAAUUGAAGAUGAUUGCCAAAAGGGUUUCACCUUCGAAGGAAAUUUACUUUAAUUGGGAUAUUCCAAGAACAAAAGAAGGUUAUUUCAUGUUCAAAGGUUGUAUGGAAGCAGCUACUAGAAGAUCCCUGGUAUUUGCACCAUAUUCUGAUAUGACUUGGUUGGAGACGAAAACACCUGAUCUGGUCCAAGCUAAGGAUUUUGCUAGAAAUAUCCAUGAUGUUUACCCUUGGGUGAAGUUAGUCUACAAUUUAUCUCCAAGUUUUAAUUGGACUCAAAAUGGGUUCUCUGAAACAGAACUAAAGUCAUUCAUAUGGGAUCUUGCCAAGGAAGGAUUUAUUCUACAAUUAGUGUCACUUGCCGGUCUACACGUCAAUGCACUGUCUUUCUGGGAACUUGCACAGGGAUUCCAGUCUGGUGGGAUGGAUGCUUAUGUCAAACAAAUUCAACAAAGAGAAAAGGAAACUGAUUGUGAUGUACUUACUCACCAAAAAUGGUCUGGAGCUGAAUAUAUUGACUCUGUACUUCAAGUAAUCCAAAAUGGUUCUUCCUCUCACACCUCUACUACGUCUGGGGAAAGCUAUACAGAAAGUCAGUUUUGA